Coniosporium apollinis CBS 100218 is the source of this 528-nucleotide messenger RNA. RefSeq lists its product as uncharacterized. Bases 1 to 528 code for a protein of 175 amino acids. The record is from RefSeq and is a predicted model, not a curated record. The transcript has a single exon. NCBI's taxonomy places the organism in Eukaryota, Fungi, Ascomycota, Dothideomycetes. Gene Ontology annotation, cellular component: membrane.
AUGACGUUCAAGGGUUUCAUGAAGAAGUUCAGCCUCUGCAUCCUGGCCCUCUUUUGGCCUUCAUUGGCAGUCAUCCUGGACUACGGCACUCUCAAGCAUACCUGGAUCUGCUGGAUUCUCACCUGUCUUGGCUGGCUUCCUGGUGUCAUCUAUGCCUGGUGCCACAUUGGCGGUGCCAUGUCACCUCCGGACUGGAGACUCAACCCCGAGCAAGGUGCGGGCGACCGACCUUUCCGCAGCACCAAGAACUACAUCAAGCUAUCGAAGGCCGACAAGACUCGCGCCAUGCUCGUCGAGGACGAUACAUUGGUCCCACUCAUCCCGGCUGCUUCUGCGCUUGUGGCCGCAGCUGAGGUCAAGCUUCUGGAGAAAGCACCGACAGUCAAGCCACCCCCUACACCGGAGCUCACGGCCGCUCCAGUUCCCGCUCCAACCUUCCCACCUGAGCCGGCACCUACCUCUCCGCCACCGCCGGCACCAACGGUUGCACGUCAACCGACAACCGCUCCUGUGCUACCCGCUGCUUGA